UGUUUUUUUUUAGUGAAAUGCACUAAACGUGCGGUAGUGAUUUUUUGUUUUGUGCGAGAAUAAUACUUUUUUGGCGGUUUUGCGGCUCAAAGCCUAUAAAAAAAAAAGCCUCAUCAGAAGGAAGCGUCAGCUCGGAUCUUCGGUGUGAGAAAAAGCCGCGAAGGCUUGGCGUCAUGGCGGAGGAAGGGGGUAUGCGCGAGCCACCGAGCGAGCGACGUGCCGACAUGGAUGCCGACUCCGACAGCAACAUCGAGGCGGCUGCGUCGCCUGCGGCCGCCGACGCGCCGGAGGGCGGCGAUUCGCAGGCCUCCGAGAACCCGGAGCCCGCCGAAAAGCAACCCGUGGUCAUCGUCAAAGUGCCCUACAACGAGCACAGUGACGUCACCGCCAGGACGGAGGAACAAAUUGAGGAGUUCCAGACCAAGCACAAGGUCAAGAUCGAGGGCGAGGGAGUUUCAAAGCCGAUCCUCAAGCUCGAAGAAGCUGGUCUUCCCGAGGAGUUUGUGAGCAAGAUCAAGGAUGUCCUGGGAAGUUCGUUACCUGCGCUAGCCUCGUACGGACUGCCGGCACUGCUCAGCAACCGAGACUUCAUUGGACUGGGUGACUCCUCCAUGUCGGAGAAGGUCAUUUCGUUUCUUCCAUCUGUCGUCAUGCAUUGCCAGCGGAACAUCAAGAGUGACGCAAAGGGCCCCGUUGCGCUUCUGCUUGCGUCCAGUUGUAGGCAGGUGCGCGACAUCUACAAGUACUUCCGGGACACUGGCCGGUCGCUGGACCUGGAGUGCCUCGAAAUCUCGGAGGAGACCUCCAACGACCGUGAAGACUUCCAGUCAGAAUUCCAUGUGGCCAUUUCCACGGUCAGCACCAUGCAAAAAGUGCACACGUCGGGUCACUUCGACUUUGGGACGAUCUCUGUAGCGAUCCUGUACGGAGUCGACGAGCUCUAUGACGGCAGCCACGCGGACGCAAUCGGCCAGAUCCUGAAAGACGUUCAUCCCGAGCGUCAGUUGGUGGCCUUCAGCAGAAGCUGGCUGCCCGACAUCCGAAACGCUGUCCUCGCACUGGCCAAGAACCCCGUCAUCGUGCAGAUCGGGGACGUCGAGACGGCGCCUCUGCCGAGCGGCGUCGCCAUCGACGUCCGCAUCAUGGACGACGAGAGUGCCAAGAAGAAAGACCUGCAGAGCUUACUUGAAGAAACUCUGAGGAAAGAGGACGCUGGAAAGACGGUCAUCGUGGUGAAGACAAAGCGCAAGGCCAAAAACACCAAGAAGUCAGUCGACAGCAAAGAUUUCCCAGCUGACGUGCUCAUAGCUGGACGCGGGAGGUCAAAGGCGUCGGACCGGGAUGCUGUUGUGAAAGAUUUCAGGUCUGGCAAGGUCAAGCUGCUUGUGGCGACAGCAGCGACGCUGAAGGAUAUCGGCAAGGAAGAGGUGAAAAACCUGGUGAUGUUCGACUUCCCGGCAUCGCCAAGGGAGUUUGGCCACCUGCUGCGCCAGACGGUGCCCACGCUGAAGGUGGCCAAGGUGUACGCCUACCUGACCAACGUGCAGGGUCGGCACGCCCCGGGUCUGGCCGACCUGCUGCGUAGUGCGGAGCUGGAGCCCAAUGAGAAGCUCGUCUCACUGGAAGAAUGGGCGAAAUCUGCCGCUGAAGGGAAAGGUCCCCCAUUGCCGACGGCCAAGGAAGGCGAUGACGACGACAAGGACGAUGAGGAAUCGGACAGCUCGUCCGACGACGACCGGCGGCACGGCCGCGGCAGCAGCAGCCAUCGGGACCGUGACAAGGACCGCGAUAAGGACCGUGAUCGGGAUCGCAAGCGGUCGUACUCGCGUAGCCGUUCACGGAGCCGCUCGUCUGAGGACGACUACCGGAGCUCUUCGAAGCGCAGCCGGCGUAGCGGCGGUGGGAGCCGCUGGGGUGAUGAUGAUCGGGACCGCGGCGACAGAGGCCACCGGCGCGGCGGUCGAGGGGGCGGCGGCUUUAGGGGUCGCGGAGGUGGGUUCCGGGACCGGGACGACUAUGGCGGCGGUGGCCGGGGGCGCGGUUUCGGCCGUGGCGGUCGCGGAGGCUUCGGCGAUCGGGGAGGAGGAGGUAGAGGAGGCUACGGUGACCGUGGGGGCGGUCGCGGAGGCUACGGAGACAGGGGUGGUCGCGGGGGCGGUUACGGCGAUCGUGGGGGAGGGCGGGGUGGCGGUGGCUACGGGGACCGCGGUGGCCGCAGCAGUUACGGCGACAGGGGUGGUGACGACUACGGUGGAGGAGGUGGCCGAGGUGGGCGCGGCGGUUACGGAGGAUAUGGCGGGGACCGGGGUGGGGGCGGACGAGGUGGUUACGGGGAUCGCGGUGGCAGGGGAGGCUAUCGGGAUCGCGGCAGCGACGACGAACGAGGAGGUGGUGGUUACGGCGACCGAGGCAGAGGCGGCGGGGGUGGCUAUGGCGAACGUAGCAAUGGUGGUGGAGGACGCUGGGAUGACCGGGACAGUGACAGUGGCGGCGGCGGCAUCCCCCGGUUCCAGGGAGGCGGCGGCAGGGGCGGCCGUGACAGCGGUGGUUUUGGCGGUCGUGGAGGCGGUGGCUACGACGAUCCGCGUGGUGGGGACGGCUACGAACAGGGGGGUGGCAGCGGCGGAAGAGGGGGCCCUGGUGGCGGCGGCUAUGGAGGAGGUGGUGGCUCUGGAAGUUACGGCCAGGCUGGCAACCCUGGCCAAGGCCAAGGUGGCGGCGGCGGCUACAGGGACUGGAGCGCCCAGCAGCAGCAGCAGCAGCAGUCUCAGGGCGGAGGACCCGCCUUGGCACCCACAGGUGUGCAGCAGACCCUACAGCAGUUGGCUUCUGGUUACUAUACCAGCGAGCAACGUGGUGGCGGCGGUGGCAGCAGUGGCGCUGGGCCCAAGUCUCAAGGCGGUGGUGGUGGUUCAUCACGGUUUGGACCUGGUGGUGGUGGAUCGGGCAACUCCCAACAGCAGCAGACGCCAGGUGCUCAGGCAGCCACUGCAGCUGCCUUCGCGUACAUUCAGAAUGCAUAUGGACAACAGCGGCAAGACUCUCAGCAGCAGCCACAGAAGGGUGGUAGCGGUGGUGGCGGGUACCAGGCCUUUGCACAGCAGCAGCAGGCGCAGUACAUGUCCCAGCAGGGCGGCUACUCGACGGGUGCACAGCAGCAACAGGCUGGCUACGGAGGCGGCGGCGGUGCUGGCAGCCAAGCCUACAGCACGACGUACCCCACCACCGCCUAUCAGACAGCGGGUGGCGCAGCACAGCAAAAGCAAGGUGCCGUGGCAGGUCAGGGCGGGCCUGCCGCUUACCAGAUGGCGCAGCAGGCUCAGUACAACAGUUACAACACCCAGUAUGGCGGCGGUGGUGGCAACGCGGGGGCCGGAGGCCAGUUUUACCGCUCGGGGAACCAGUAG
Rhipicephalus microplus (southern cattle tick) is the source of this 3407-nucleotide messenger RNA. RefSeq lists its product as uncharacterized. NCBI's taxonomy places the organism in Eukaryota, Metazoa, Arthropoda, Arachnida, Ixodida, Ixodidae. The record is from RefSeq and is a predicted model, not a curated record.